GAGAGCAGGAAGUUGUAGCGUCGCUCAGGUCCGUAACCAACAUUUCUAGUUUUUAUCAUGUAAAUCUAAGUUAAUUAAGCUAAAGCACAUUAAAUUUAAACAUAACCAUAAUUAUUAUCAGAUUAUUUAGCGGAAGGUUUGGCUCACGCGAACCUACGAACAAUGGCGGCGACAACAACGGUCAGCUUUUCUCCAGGAACCUUUUAUUGAUGAGGAGUUUUAUCCGUUUAUCGCAGCGAUAUAUUUUUCUGUCAUCGGUCAUGAACGACUAAUAAAUAAUAAAACCUCUGGGGCGCAUUGCUGCGGCCGAUCAGAUGUCAUUUCUGCUUCAUUUAUUUAUGUUUUUAUGGAGAGAAAGACUGAUGAGGAAAUCCUUCCCCGAUGGCAUCACCUGCUGCUCACCUGCAAAGCGCGUCAGAAGGUGGAGGUGACGUCACAGCUGCUGUCCAUGCCUGCAUGGAGCCGGUAGAUGGAGGGAGGAAAGCAGAGGCUGAAGCAGAGAUGGAGCCCACCUCCUCCUCCUCCACCACCUCCUCCUCCUGCCUGUCUCUGACCCCCCCCCUGCCUCCCUCUGUGGAGCUCUCAGCUGUUCUGACAGACACCAGGCUGACCCUGGAUGUGUACCUGGGAGGGGCGGCUGCCUUGCCCCUGCUAUGGGGGUCUGUGGCGGAGCAGCUGAGGGGCCUCCAGUACCUGAGGUUGGGCUCUGAGGAGCAGGCUGGGCUCCUGGCUGCAGUGGAGCUCCUUCCCCAGCUGACAGAGCUUCGCUCCCUGGCCAUCCGCGGACACCGCUUUCCUGACUCACAAGGCGACCCCCUGCCGGGCCUCCUCACCACGUUGCCAGAUUCACUGUCAUCUCUGUCUCACCUGAAACACCUGGAUCUCUCCUUCAACCAGCUUACCUGUGUGCCACCAUGCCUGCUCCGACUGCCGGCGCUUUCCGAGCUGCUGCUCUGCCACAACCGCAUCUCUGCUCUGCCUGACGAUUUUGGGCAGUUAUUGUCUCUAACCUACCUGUCCCUGAAGGGGAAUCGGUUGCAGUCUGUCCCCCCCUGCGUGGGCCAGUUGAAAGCGCUACGUACGCUCGACAUAUCGGAUAACGUUCUCCAUCACCUGCCUGAUGAAAUUGGUUCCUUGGGGGAGCUCGUUGAGUUGGAAAUAUCUCACAACAAGCUGCAGCAGCUGCCAGAGAGCAUGGGCUCUCUUGUUGCCCUCAGGGAACUGGUUAUCUACAGCAAUGAGCUCCGGGUGAUCCCAGACUGUCUGAACAAACUCCCUCUGCUUAAAAUGGACGUUCGGGAUAAUCCUUUAGGCAAACCUCCGACCCCGCCUCCUUUGCCUCCAACACAGGAUCUUACAGGCGCAGAAGUCCCAAAGUUACACCUGCGAUUCAACCAGCACAGUUUCUUUGUCUCCUCUGCUGGGUGUCAUGUGUUUCUGCCGGGGGGGGCAGAGCUGGUGUUCCCCCCCAGAUGCCUGACGGCGACCACCAAACUGAGGUGGGCUGAGAAAAGGCCCGACAGGAAGUGGGUGUGGCUGGAGGAGCAUGACGUCCUGCUUAGUCGUCCGCUGGAACUUCGUCCUCAUGGAAUCAGGUUCCUAAAGCCUGUGGAGGUCUGUGUGCCGUAUCACCGGAGAAGCCGGGGGGAGGUGGUGCUGCGGACGUUUGACGGCCAGUCGUGGAGCACUCUGACCUCUCACCUUCGGAGAGGAAACGAGGAGAACUGCUGUCAUCCUGGGGGACGCCCUGCCAGGCUGGCGUGCUCCUCAGUGAGCCACUUCUCCUGGUUUAUAGCGGUGUCCAGACCUGUACGGGAUACCUGCUCCGUUACUCCAUCAGGAGCUCUUCUGGUGUCCAGCUUAGACUCUGGAAUAAAGCUUGACUUCCCUCCUGACUCCACUGCUCAGACUCGUGUUAUAACUCUACAGGUGCUGCAGGUUUGUGAGUCAGAGCUGCAGGCUCUGUGUGGUGACCCUCAGGCCACAGUCAGUCCCCUCCUCUGUCUCUCCCAGAAUCCCUCGCUGCAUUUCCUGCAGCCAGUUAAAGUCCAGAUCCCUCUGCCACCAGGAGUCACAGGGCAUACGGCUGAUCUGUCCCGACUACAUCUGCUUCACGGAGAUCCGUCUGCCCAAACCUGGACUGACAUCACGUCACAGGUGUCUCUGUAUGUCACCCAUCUAUACGCCGUUUUCUACAUCACGCAUUUCUCUUGGUACUGGCUGUGGUACACCACGCAGCGCUGCGUUAGCGGCGUGGUCAGAAAGGUCUAUCAACGUCUGAAACAGUUCAAAGUCCAGUUCCUGGUCCUCCAGCGGAAGACCGAUCCCGCUCAGGUUCUGCUGCAGUGCCUCCCUGCUAACAAGGUAGAGGGCCGAGUUCAGUCUCUGUCUGAGCAAUAUGACGGACCGCAGCCUUCAGACCUGUGUGACCUGCUGGAAGGAGAGCAGUUCUUCGCCGGCUUUGAGAGGGGCUUGGACAUCGUCACAGACAGACCGGACUGCAUUGAGGGUCGACUGUGUUUUGUGUUUUACUCCAGUCUGAAAAAUGUGAAGGAGGUGUAUGUCUGUCCUGCUCCGGGACAGAAAGGACUGGUCAGGGGACAGGUGUCGUUUUACAGAGGAGACAUUCCCAGCGGUCUGCCAGAGGAAGUAGCCAAAAAGAGGACAGGACUUGACCACCAGUGUCUCGCAACUUUACCUUUAAGACGUCCUGUCAGUUAAAAUCCCAAAUAUAAUUUCUU
Messenger RNA from Cyprinodon variegatus (sheepshead minnow), 2741 nucleotides. It is a transcript of the gene pidd1, whose product is annotated as p53-induced death domain-containing protein 1-like. The coding region runs from base 382 to 2721 and encodes 779 amino acids. Gene Ontology annotation, biological process: DNA damage response; apoptotic process. The transcript has 13 exons. Gene Ontology annotation, molecular function: protein binding. Lineage: Eukaryota; Metazoa; Chordata; Actinopteri; Cyprinodontiformes; Cyprinodontidae. The record is from RefSeq and is a predicted model, not a curated record.